AAUGUUGCGCCGGUUUGUUGCGUCGGCAUCCAGAAGGCCGUUCUCUACCAUGACUUCCUCAAUGACACCAAUGGAAGAUGCUAUCAAGCAAAAGGUAUACACAACAAGUCAAUGGUCAACAUUGUUUCAGAUGCUUUCAAAUCAAAGAUGCAGCCAGCGAGACACAGAAUGGUGUACACACUGCUGAAAGACGAGAUGGCUGCUGAGGGCGGCAUUCAUGCUCUCCAGCUCAAGACUCGCACGCUUGAGGAAGAGGAGAAAGUAAAGGCACGAGAGUCAUGA
Aureobasidium vineae is the source of this 282-nucleotide messenger RNA. The record is from the annotation of a GenBank genome assembly. Lineage: Eukaryota; Fungi; Ascomycota; Dothideomycetes; Dothideales; Saccotheciaceae.